Molecule: messenger RNA, 1126 nt
Organism: Humulus lupulus (European hop)
Lineage: Eukaryota; Viridiplantae; Streptophyta; Magnoliopsida; Rosales; Cannabaceae
Exons: 3
Coding region: 67-771 (234 amino acids)
Source: RefSeq, a predicted model, not a curated record
GAAAGAAAGAAAGAAAGAAAAAGAGGCCUUGUGGGAAUCUUUUCUUCGUCUUCCUACUGUAUACAGAUGAUCCCACACCUUCAUCACUUUCUUUCUCUCACUUUUCCUCUGUCUCUAUCUAUCUACCUCACUCUCUCUCUCUCUCUCUCUCUCUCUCUCCUCUCAAGCUCUUUGUUCUGGGAUAAAACUAUGAACAUUUUCUCCAACGGACCUUCACGCGAAGAUGAUUUCGAAGAAAAGGAGAACAGAGUAGGUUCGUGUAUAGCAGAAGAUAUAGAAACAGAAGCAGAAGAAAGAAGCAACUUUGUUAUGGAUACUACGAUGAUGAUGAUGAACCAUAAUCAUGAGAAUGGAGUUGAAUUUGAGUUCGAAAUUUGGCCAGUUGAACACCCAAUGGAGCCUCCUGAUGAAGAUAGGCCUGUCAAAUGCCCCAUACCCCAUUCUUCUGUUAUCAAUGAGGAAGGAAAGAGAGAGAAGAGAGUGGCACUGGCAGAGAACUCGACAGUGGUGAAGAAAGGAGGAGAAGAGGAAGACGAUGAAGAAGAGGUUGGUGCGGUUAUAGAGCGUCCGGUUCGUAAGAGGCACCACAUGACUCUAACCGGAGAGAACGAGUACACUGACGAUGAUGACGAUGACGACGACGACGAUGAUUUUAGUAGCAAUGAUAAGACGAUAAUGCCCCUGACGAGAAUGUCACCAUUGCCUCCUCUUCCAACUCAGAAUCUCACCAUCUUCCAAAUGCUCCAACAGUUCGACAAGUUUGACUCUUGAAUUUAUUUUAAGUUACAAUUAAGAAAAGAAAAAAAAGGUAAAUAAUUGAAUUUUGGCACUUAAAUCUGAUCUGGGUUUGAUCUAUUUUAUAGUAGAGUGUGAAUUUUCCUUGUGAUUUAGCUGCUUUAGGACUAGAAAAUCCUAGAUGUAGCUUAAUUAAUUUGGAAUUGGAUUACUACUUUUUGUAACUUUACUGUUUUUUAUUUUUAUUUUUAUUUUAGUACCAAAUUUUAUGUAUAAUAUAACUAUAUAUAUAUAUAUAUAUAUGAACUAGGCGUUUCAUGGGCAAUCAUCAUCAAGUGGUGUCUCAUGGAUUUUGAAGAAUUGUUUGUUUAUGAAAUUUCCUGUUCAUUCA